This is a messenger RNA of Westerdykella ornata, 810 nucleotides long. RefSeq lists its product as uncharacterized. The annotation marks the transcript as partial. The transcript has 3 exons. The record is from RefSeq and is a predicted model, not a curated record. NCBI's taxonomy places the organism in Eukaryota, Fungi, Ascomycota, Dothideomycetes, Pleosporales, Sporormiaceae.
GACCACGAAGAAGAGGGCGACGAGGAGGAAGAAAGUGACAGUGAUGAUGAGGAUCACAGACCGGAUUUGGCGAGGACGACGGUCGUGGGCUACGAGCUGCUCGCUGACAAGCUGACGGGAGUUGCAAAGAGCGAUGCCAGUGCGGCGCAAGAGCAUGACAGGAUUGUUCCCAUGUACCGCAAGUUCGAGCAACUGAACCACAGGGUCCUGCUUCAUCUGCAGGAUGAGAUAGCCGAGCUGGAGGAGGAGCUGAGGUGUACGGAUGAGUGCAUUGCUCAGUGCCUGCCGCGGAACGAGGCGGGUCAGGUGUAUCCAGCGUCGCGGAGGGGGGAUGCUCGAUAUGGGGGAGAGCUGCAGUACAAGAGGACUGAGCUGCUGGGUCGAAUCUACUUGAAGCUGGGACAGUACAAUCAAGCCUUGUCGUCAUUCAGCAGCAUGCUGAAGAACCUGGACACAGCCAGCCCCGCCGAUAUCCAGACGUACCGCACAUGGCUCCAGAGACACUGUCCCAUUGACUCCAACGAGGCGCGCUUCCUCGAGUGCAAAGACGACUUGGUCGCAAUAAGUCGGCCACAUGGGUCGGCGAGCGGUACUGGAGGGGGAGGAGGUGUCAGCCCCCACCAACGGGCAGCGGUGGGGCUCCCUCUGAUUGCGGUGUUCCCGCUCAUGGCGUUCGCGAUUGUGCCUGGAUUACUGGCACGGCUGUUCAUCCUCACGGUCAUCGGGGCGGCAGAGGUGUUUGUGGUGACGUCGAGCGAGUUGAUGGGGCUGAUGACGGUUCGGGAAUGGUUCGUCUGUGCGUCCAUGUAA